AUGACGGACAGAGAGGACCUAGUUUACCAGGCGAAACUUGCCGAACAAGCAGAGAGAUAUGACGGUAAGGCUCCGAGAAGUACCAGUCACUGCAGCCCCUCUGCGCAGGGGGGCUUGCAGAUGCAGGUAGACCAGUUCACAUGGAUUUGUUAGGCGAGAGACAAAAUGGCGGAGAUUUCUCCACCAAAAUGAACCAGUAACCGUUUAAGUUGAAGGUUUCACUUCAAACGGAAAGCACAUUUUGCUCAACGACGAGCGCUCAGGAUCCCGUUACCUGUCGGCGGUUUACAUUUAGCUUGCGUUAGUUAGCUAACGUAAGCUAUAAUUGCUAACUAGCUGGCUAGCCUUUCUUCAGCCACGACACGCGUCACGUCAAACUACUCAGAAUUACAGGGGUACACGGCAGACCCCCUUCAACGUUGACUUCUACCACCUCUGAAUAUUUUGUUUUUAUUCAACCCAAGUGGAACAAACUACUCUCAAAGGGGGCAGCCAGUUGAAACAUAUUCGCAAACUUAGCUAUACUUAACGCCAAUGUACCGCUCCCACCUAAGGCAUGGGCUCCUCGAAGCGAACUGACGCGCGGCAAGAUUCGAUCCUAGUCAUUGUGUAUUGCAAGCGGCAGAUUCAAUGCGAUAAAGAAUGCGGCUAUACGAAGCGACGCGAACCCAGCCAGCAGCCCCACCGUAACGCCCGUGUAUUAAGUUUAUUACCGAGCUGGGGAGCCGUUUGAUCAAGUCAGAGCCGUUAUGGGAGAAGAUGUUUAAGCCAACUGGGAACUUGAUGGAGUUGGCUAAGACUACUUUUUUUAUCAGCACAUUGAACGUUUUAUUCUCAGCUCGGGUUAGCGUCAGGUAGUGGGGGAUCAAUAAACUGUGUAAAAGGUUACAUGUGUUAUUUCACAUUUUUCACUUUAGUGGAGUCAGUAAUGUCUGCUGGACUGGGUUCCUUGAUUAAUGGUCGUACCAACAUGGGCGUGGCUUAAAGCAUUGCCUCCACGUGAUUUGUCAUUUAACAAUCAUUACUUUAAGUAGCAAAGCUUUAGCAAACUUAUAAGAUGGAAAAAAAGAUAAUAAAAAAAAGCUUUAAAGCCCUCUAGAUAUGUCCCUGAUAUUAGUUAUGCCUUUCAACUGUAUUCAAGUACUGCUCUCUCUGCAUGUUUUUGUUCAUGUCUCUUCUGCUUGUUAAAAAUUAGUUUAAUGUCAGAUUACAUAAACAUGACAGUUUUUUCUCUUUUACACGCUCUAUUAAUGCAAGCUUUUAUUAUUGAAAGCUCACAAGAGUAGCAUUGACUUUUUUUUGUAAAACAGACAAAUUGAGUGAGGCAUCAUCAUAGUUAUUGUAAAAAAUGUUUAGUGAUGCAUUUUGUAACUACUGGCAGCUCUUUGCUCUUUUCAUCUCUGAUUGCGUAAGUCUGAAACAGCUCCGUCAUGCUACUAUUUAAUGCAUCCUUUCUAUAUUGAUCCCGCAACAGGUUCAGGGUACAAUUGUGUGAUUUCAUAGUGCAUCAUGGUGUCGUAAAGGCGUGAGUGUUAAACACAGAGGAGAGCUCUGUAAAAUGCACACACACAUGCACGCACGCACGUACACGCACAGGGGUGUUCCAACCUGCCUGCUCUGCUGCCUCAUAAUAGCUGCGUUUCCUCCAAGCAGUUUUAAGUUUGGUUUAGUGCUCCUCACUAAGGGAGUGUGUUGGCUGCUAUUGGUUGGCUUGGUUUUCAACUCGGUGUAUACUAAAGGAGUAGACACCCCAACAGACAUAAAAAUGUAUCUGUAUCUACUAGAUAGUCAUAAUGUCACAAGCAUGGCACAUGCACUUAUAAAGUAUGUUUUUUCAAAUUAAAAGCCUGAUCCUGUUUUCUUUUUUCUUUUACCCUCUGUGCAUACACUCCCCUUGUUUUUGCACAACGCUUUUACUGUCAAUUUGUGUCCAGGUUAGUUACUUUGCAAAAUAUGUAAUUUGUAUGAUUUUUGGAAUUAUUGAUCACAUUGGUUGUUGGUAAGCUAAGUUGAAUAUUAUUAACUUACGAGGCUGUAAUUCUUUUACAAUCUUUCUCUCUCUUUGCGUCCACCUCUGUGCCCCUCUCUCUGCUCAGCUGGAGUCGGUGUAAACAGGGCGUUUGAGCACUUGAGUAUCCCUGAUUUGGAGAGAAGAAAAAAUAGCAGGGUAAUUGAAUUCAGAAAGUAAUGAUCUACCAUAAAAGCGUCCUUUUCUUCUUCUGGUGAUGGACUAAUUGUUGCAUCUCUACUAAAGUGUGCACAGCUGCUCCUAACCUCACAUCGUUCACUGUGUAACGUGUCAGGACAAGACAUUGACCAAACAUGGCGUCGUAUCAAUUUAUGCCCAUAAAAUACAUUGGCUGUGUACACAGGGAGUCUACUGGUGGAGAACUGGGGAACAAUAUCUGUAAUAGGAAAAACAAACUGCAGGAGACAAUCUGAAGCCAAGUUUUAAUAUCAGGGUAAUUUAUCUCUCAACACAAAGUCAUUUAGCUCAAGCUGCCUUUUCUCUCUGUGUCAGUGCAACACACACACACACACACACACACACACACACACACACACACACACACACACACACACACACACACACACACACACUGUAAAGUUGGAUAAGAGAUGUGCCAAAGGGGAGUGAUUUGCCUGUAUCUUUUAAUAGUUCUCGCUCCCUGUGAAGGAGUAAGCCCGAUUCCAUUGUGAAAAAUAGAGAUAAACACUCAAAGUCAACAGAUUGCAGGGUUUUACAUAUUCAGAGUUGUUAAUAAAAUGUAUUGACUGUAUGAUAUCCUCUGUCAGUAUACAUCGCAGAGCCGCUGAGAUGGUACCAUAGCUUUUCUUCUUGUAGCAUCAGAGAGUGUUAACUUGACAUGCAUCAUAAGGACUUGACACGUCUCUCCAGAUAUUUGUAAAAAAGUCAUUGAUUAACCACCAGUAUUACGUAUUACAUAGUUAAGAUAUAUUAUAGAGCUAGAUGAGCCAUUCACUGCUAAGUGCUAUUCAGUGCUAAGGCUGCAAAUUUUACUGCAAUAUGUACAUUUGCACUAGAAGAAAAGGUCUGAAUUUGUGCCAACGAGGAAAUGAUUUGGCUGCAUACAGCCAGUGUUUUCUUACCUGUUUGAUUGAGGCACUAUGGUCAUGCUUUUGUACCACUUUGGUGAGAUGACGCUUUAACUAGCUGCCGGCUAUCCUUAGAUUUAUUGGUGAUCAUCGAGCGAUGAAAACUGCUUUUCGGAUGCUUUUUAGACAACGAGAACUGUGUUAUUUCAAUGGAUAUGCAUUGUUAAUAUUGUUUGUUUACCGUACUUUUUUAAAUCAAACUUAAUUAUUGUGUUGUGCAGGCCCAGGGUCAGAUUUGCAUGUGAAAGACUUAGGCAAAUAUGGUCAAAGAGAAUGACAGCAGAUGACGUAAUCGCCUGUGUUUCUCACAACAGAAUAAAUAUGAGGACAUUUAUCGUAAUGUCAGUUCGUUCCAAUAUCAUGCAGCUGUAAUUAGUGUGCUCUGUGUACUGAUUUUUGUGUUUUGAAUGUGCCGCGCACAGAUGCAUCAUUUACCUGGAUGUGAAACUUGCUUCACUCUUAUUCUGCUUGUUUCUGUACUCAGUAAAUCUUGCCUAGUCUAAGACUGACGUCCCCCUGUAGUUAACGCUGCUAUCGCUAAUCAAGUGGCUUCACAUUCAGAACAGGUUGUUGUGGAAAAAGCUGAUGAGUGGUGAUGAUUCAUUCAAAUAAUGAGAUAAAAUAUUUGUCACCAUGAUGAUAUGUAGAGUUCCCACUCCUGUGUGUCAUUUUAGCAUCUAAAACAAAUCAACCUUAGCUUUCAUGUCUUCUCACCCCACCUUCACCCGUGCAGCUAUCAGGAUUGUUUUAUUGCAGGGCUUAACAGCUGCUUUGACAGUGAUGCAGUUUGGUAGCAAAUUAAUGACAAGCAGAUUUGCUGCCACCCACUUGUUAAAACUCGUUUUUCAAAUCUGCACCGAAGAAUCAACAAAGCCUUCUCAUUUCAGUGCUCGACUGCAAAUGUUGGCCCAUGAAAAGAGAGAAAAUAUGAAUGCUGACAAGGCCUGAUUGGCUACUGAUUGUUGUGAAAAGCACCAGCUUCCUCAUCCCCAAGUGUGCAUAAAUAAAUACGUUUGUGGUGGGUGGUUCUUCAGUCAAAAACAAAUUAAUUGUCUAUUUCUUGACUAUUUCAAUCAUCAGUUGCACUAGUUGCAUUAGUUUUACUGCCAGGACCACACAGCGUGCAACUUUGAAGACCGACUGUAACCUUCUUUUGUAGCAACCCAAGAAGUCAGUUUCCAUAAGAGGGUUAAAGAGUUGCAAGGUGGAAGGAGCUAUUUUAGGCUUCCCCAGUUGAGGGAGUGAGUCUCAUCCAUUUUUCCCAAAGACAAUUUUGCAUUAUUCACAGUUCAAGCACUUCUACAGCUUAGGUCAGCAUGAAACUCUUUAAUCAUGUGGAUGAAAAAUUCACAGCUCCCCUCUGGAGCUCUGAUUGAAAAGGUGAAGGGAGAAGCCCAUGUGCAUUAAAACUCCAACUCCCUUGUGGCAUUUUGGCGAGAAAGGUCAAAUCAUUGAGCCAAACCGCUUCUCCUCCCACCAUUAAUGACAGUUUGGAUGUAAAGAUGGUGGUCAUGAGUUUGUUAAUGUGGACUUGAGUGUCCUGGUUCAGGGCCUUAUCCGCCUUUCCAUCAUAUUUGGGAUAUGGGGUUAACAUGCACAAGUAAAAACGUGACUUGCACUUGUGUGCUGGUUUCUGGUUGUCAUCUCUUGAAGCUUGUAAAGCUAACCUUAGCUAAAUAACUUGGCUAGAUUGUGUGGGUCUCUCUGUAAAGGCUCAGCAUCUGUUGUACUAGAGAAGUCGACAUUAAGCAGCAGACGGUGACCAAGCAUCUUGUCAAAAUUUGAGACGUGCUGGUUCAGAGCUGCUUCUUUUACCUCUGAUGUUUAGUCAUGUAGUAUACUUGUAAAUAAUGUCACAUGCCUUCCUCUCCUGUAUGUGUUGGGAAACUACUGUCUUAUAUGAUUCUUCAAAACUCAGUUUCAGUGUUGCUCUGGAUUUAAGAUGCUGUCGUUGCUGCCACCAUGUUAAUCCUGCCUGUACGCCACUUGGCAGAUGCUGCCCCCGAAUAUGAUGCAUUUUUUACUCCCAGCCUGGAUGACUGGUCUUGUCUCUAUGGUAACAUUCAAAGUGGUAAGGAUGUUAGAGGUUUAGUAACCAGCACCUAUUGCUACAGUUACAGCCAAAACAUAUUGAAGGAGUCAAAGUUAGGAUUAUGGCUGCACAGUAAAUUGAUGUGCUGUUGUUACUAUGAUGAGAGCUUACACAGGAGCAGAAAUGGAGGGGUCUGGCAUAUGCAGAUGUGCAUUAGUAUUAAGAAAUUGGGAACUGAUUCCUUGUUUUGAGGGUCUUCAGUCAAACUUGAUUUUAGCACAUUAAAAAAGAAAAUAAUAAAUAUAUUUUUCAUCUUCAGCAUUGUUAUUAAAUUUCUGAUAAGGGUUAUACAAAUAAAUGUUACUGUAUGUGAUGGAAGUUCGUAUCCUGUAAACUCAAAACAUUAAAAACCGUCGUGUAUUUUCAUCACUUUGCCAACUUGUAAGUGUGAAGUAUCCAAAUAGCAAUUUUUAGCACCUGAAGGCUGAACCCUGAUUCGAAAUGAUGCCCGCCACUUUAGUCAGUGUGAAACUGCGCCCAGUUAAUUCCAGGCGUGUUUACUGCGUUAUAGUGGCAAAGCUUGUGAUGCUGAGAUUAUGUGUAAAAAAGCACAGCGGAGGUCAUUAGGUUUGUGUGAGAGCAGGUCGGGCUGCAGGGGUUAAGUGAUCAAAGCAGCACAGUGCUCCUCCUGGAUUUCCACCAGCGUGUAUCAGGUUUCUCCAGCGUGCUGCAUCGAGCCCCGCUAUUGGCCUCUGCAGAUAACACCACCCUGUCUGGAAGUUUAAGGCCCAGUGAUUGACACUCAGCUCUCAGCUUCAGGCCAGCAGCUUUGGCACAAGAGGUGUGACCGGUCUGCAGCAUGAUUCACACUUUGACUGAACAACUAAAUAAAAGAUCAUUACUGUCUUUUUCCUUUCAGCAGCACAUCACACAGUAUAUAUCACACACAUAGCAUAUAAUAGUAUAUGCUUUGGUUUAUUUACAAAUGAAAUAUUAAACAAUACUGUUUUGAUAUAUUGAAGUGUUUAGCAUGCUGCAUCCCUCCUUUUUACAUGAUUAAAGAGGCUCCAUAAUGCGUCUGUUUUAUGUCACUCUACAUGGAAGUCGAGUCCUCGUCUUUGCCCUCGAUUUUUCAUUCAUUCCUCACAUCCCAGCCCACUGCAUCACCUUGACGAUGAAGAAUCGAAAGCAUCAGACAGAUGUCACAUUGGUUUUAGCUGAGUGCUCCGGUUCGUUAUCCUUGAACAGUUCCCAGAAUCACUCCGUACAUAUCUAUAGGAGGUGAAUCUGUGCAUUAGAGGAGCCAUUGUUGGGCAGAGCUCCAGCCACUCCAUCAAUAAAAUACUGGGGAUGACAGAAGCUUUUAAAGGCUCUGCAUUGUGAUCUUAAAUCCUUGUUAAUGGAAGGACCAGCUACCUAUUUACGUUUAAGAGAAUGGAUUUAUGUACCUCUUCUUUACCUCAAAUUGUAAUGACUCUUUUACAGAAAGCGGCUCCACAUUUCCUACCAAUUAGUGAUAGAUUAUUUCCAGAUUACAUCAUAUGUUAAAACUGGCUAUAUAAGCAAGUUGAUUUGGCUCCUCCCAUCAGUCCUGGAGGGGUAAAACAGACUGGAAACAGGAAUGGAGAUUACUGGCAAUGAUAAAAUUACAGAAGAGAUAAACAAAAUGAUUUUUAUCUGUUAUCUUUAAACACAUUUUGUUUAGGGUCUUCAAAGUGGAUGCAAAGUUUGAAUCAGUCUUAAAACUCGUGGGGAACUUUUGGUUUGUAUCAGCUUUGGUGCCCCCCAGUGGACAAAGCAGUCUUGCUCUAAAGUCGUAACAGAGGAAAAGAAAAUGUCACCCUGUUGACUUUUGGCAAAUUUAUUAAUUACUGUAAGUUUGUACAAACAAGGCUGUUUCUUCAGCUGCUUGGUCUGCUUUUGUUUUGUUUUUGUAGUCAACUAACACUCAUGGUGAUUAUUGUUGAAUAUCUUGAGUGUCUUCCUCAUCAGUUGAGCUGUUUUUUGAUCUACAAAAUGCCAGUGAAUGGUGAAAAAUGAAGAUUAGUAUUUCACACAAACAUCUACAGCAAAUAUAUUUACUUAAAUAUUUGCUAAUCAAGAGUUUUAAUCAUCAUACUGUUGUGAUUGAUUUGACUGCUUGUCUGUGAUCACAGCUGUACUCUUGAGUUUUAUCUAUUAGAAGCUGUAGCUCGCAUAUCUGCAGCACGAACCAUUUGAAACUUAAAAGAGAAGCAGGACUCUGCCUGAAGUGAUAGGUCUUAGGAGAGACCAAUUAGUGGCUAAUCAUUGGUCGAUUAUAGCCGGAAAGAUAACAAGUGAUGUAGAGGUGUGGUGGUGAGACUCCUAGUGGGACCAGUCAGUUCAUUUAAGCUGAACAGACACUACAGAAAUGAAUCCUGGUUUAAUAUGCAGAGUUUUUAGCAAUGAUGCGCUUUGAUUUUGGUAAAAAAAGAAGAUAAGGUGAGAAGUAAAGAUGGUCGUCACCUUUGGGAGGGAGCAGUAGAUGGUGUGAUAUAUUACCGCCUUCAAUUUCCCUCAAAAACCAUUCAGGACUCGCCCUCCUUUAAAGUCAUGUCUAGCAAGAACAGAACAUACUUAAGUAGAGUUCAGAAAAUUCACCACAAAUACAGAGUAGACUGUUGGAGAACAAAGAAGCCUUUUAGAUCAACUUGAUUCAAUGAUUUGUGUGAUAUCCAAAAGAGAGCUUCUCAUCUAUCAGUAACCAAGAUAUCUAUACUCUUGAACUCUCAUGACUGCAGGUUGUCAGCACAAUAGAAAACUUUGUCACCCACUUAUAACUUUACAUGGCUAUUUGUUAAAAAAGGGAACGAUAGGAGAAAUACAAAAAAAGUAAUGGGCCCAACAUAGACCCCUGAGGUACACCGUAGGUCCAAAGAUGGGGACGAAGAGGGUGGUUGUGCUCUGAACCUGAGAAGCUGUUGCAGAGUUGUCUAUGUUGUUGGUAAGUCUAUUAAAAUAUAAACUUUAUUAACCGCAGAGAACUCACACAAACUUAGAGAGAUAUCACCAUAAUUAUGCAGGAAUACCACUGAAGGCAGAUUUUAUUUAGUUUUGUGGAGGUCGACUUGUUAACAGUACUCUGAGAAAAUAAAGUGAACUUAACGGUGCUAUGUGGAAGAGUCCUUCAGGGUUCUUGAACUUUUUGGUUAAAUUAAUUCUGUCUCCGUGGGUCUUUUCAGAAAUGGUGGAGUCGAUGAAGAAGGUGGCCAGUAUGGAUGUGGAGCUGACGGUGGAGGAGAGGAACCUGCUGUCUGUAGCGUACAAGAAUGUGAUCGGAGCCAGGCGAGCCUCCUGGAGGAUAAUCAGCAGCCUCGAACAGAAAGAAGAAAAUAAAGGAGGAGAGGACAAACUAAAGAUGAUCCGAGAAUACAGGAAAACGGUCAGACUCUGUUAUUAUCCUACACCUAUUGAGCGCUUGCUGGAAUAGAGAGCAAGGACAGCCCAGAUCUGUGUAUAAACAUUGUCGAAUCUACAUUAUUCUCAAGGUUUCAGUUUGUGAAGAUUUCCCUUCACAGUUAGAAGCUUCAGAAAACCUGAAAUCUUUGAAUUAUGGUCCCUUUGCGGUCUGUUUUUCGGUUUCCCCUCUAAAACAGUGAAAUGACAUUAAGCAGCUGCAAUCCUUGUGUGAUGUCUGAAACAGAUUCCAACAAAACGUUAACAGUCUUGUGUUAUUUUUGGGCUCAACACUGAUUCUCUCUUUGAUUCGGCUCUGGAGGGGAAUCAGACCCGAAUAGGUUGGAUUAUAGAGCAAAUAUCUCCUGCUUUCGAUGCUAAAAAUACAGUUUUGAAUUAGUCACAGGAAUGAAAACACAAAAUCCAAAGUGGCUGCCUCCUUCGUGUCUUCUUUCACGGCGAGGUGUGGUCGCUUCACUCUUCAGGAAAUCUCAUUCCCAUAUCCAGCAGGCACAAUGCCAGAGAUGCUCUUGUCUUUUUGGCUGCACUUUUUGAAAGUGCUCCUCCUCUGACCUCUCCACUUUGAGAGGAAAUGGUGAGAUUUCACAGCCCACCAACACUUGUCUGAGUGAAAUAAUGAGGUAGGCAGCAACCAUGAGUCAGCUUUAAAUCAAUUUCUCUUCCCUCUGCUGCAGACCGGCUCCCAGCCAAUGAGUUGACUGACAGAGUUAGGAGAGAGAUUUCAUAUGUCUGAUGGAAGAUAAUAGAUGUCUCUCACAGUUCAGCAUGUGGGGUUUAUGUUUUUGUACCUUUACCGAAUCCACACGCCGGCACAAAUACUGAGAAUUUCUACUUCAGCUUCGUUGUUUAAGGUCUGUCUGGGGACAAACCUUCUGUCGUCAUGCCAGAACUUAACAUUACAAUUAGAAGGAUAUCCAUUAGAGAUACUGAGACAUAGAGAGUCUAAAUGAUUCUGAACUCGCAGUAGAAAAAGAUUCCAAAAACUGGAUUCAAGAUGCUUUUUACUGUGAAAGGAUUUCUUUUCUAACUCCAAACUCUGUGAAUGCAAUUUCCACCAGGGGGCUGUUUUAUUUGCAGGACAUGUCUCUGCAUGGCGAUGUGGAAAAUGUCAGAUUUUAGAUGGUUGUCACCGGCCCUGUCACACAAUACCCAGACAUCCUCUCGGUGACAAAUGCUUCCACUGGAACUGACCCAGACUCUCCCUUGAGCACCUCUGCCGACUUUAAAAUAUUGUUUCUGCGGCGGUAGACGGAAUAUUUAAAAGGAUGAUCGAUACUUGGAACAAAAACAGAGGAAAUAUUGAUGUUUUUUAAUUCAUUCGUUUGACAUUAACAAUGUGACGUUCUCAGACGAGUUGAGUCGCAUAAAGAAGCUUUGAAUUGCUCCCAAACUUUUAUUCCCCGUGCAAAAGGUUCUGUGUGACCCUACGAGUGACUGUCAGCCUGAUUUGUGUCUUUCUGAUCUGCAGGUUGAGAAAGAGCUGAAAUCAAUCUGCAACGACAUUCUGGAUGUACUGGACAAGCACCUCAUUUUAGCUGCAACGACGGGAGAGUCCAAGGUUUUCUACUACAAAAUGUACGUAUCUGAAGUUUCCUCAUUCAAACCAUUGUUCUGCAGACAAACCAGAAUUUAAAGAUGUAAAAUAAAACAUUCAGAUCAGUAACAAAAUAAUGUGCUUCUAUGACCCCAUGACAAACAGGAGAAUCAUUCCUUUGCUCUAAAAAAAAUAAGGACAAGGUGUGCACACCGACCAAGUAUGCAUGUCAGAUUAGUGCUUAACAGUUCAGUGAGGAACAUCAUGUGCCUGUGAAAGAAGACUUCAGUCAAUAGAGCAACGAGUUCAGAGUGAUUGAAUGGGUAACGUCACAGAGGAUCCCUGUGUCGUCAGUUUACAUGGUGACAAAGGCGUGGUGUUCGGAUAAGAUUUUAAUCGGAGACACGGUUUUCAAAGUUUGUUUUCAGCCGCCUUAACCACAAUGUCUAUUGAAACAAAGCCGAGUCAAGAAUGACCAAAAUGCAAAUUCUAAACUGCGCUAAGAACUUGAGCAGAAACACGUGCUGAGCUCCACCAAAAUUUGACACGUACGAUAGAAAUGAACAAUAAAGAGAAUCGUCAAAGUGUCCCCUCCCAAUCACCAGGUAGAAUCCAAUCCAGUUGUGUGACGAUAUAAAGAAUCCUCAUGCUGUUGAAUGUAAACUUGACUGGUGCUUUACCAAGUCUUGUUUUUUUCUUACUGUUUAGCUUGGAGCCACAGGCCCGUUCCUUCUCCUGCACAGACCAGAGCUGCUUUAAUAAACAAACUCAAGUUCUCGACGGUCUUUGUGAAUCAUCUCAAUCAUUACCACACAGGAACAUUUAACCAACUAUUUUUUGAACUACCCCCCGUCCGGCUGCCUCUGUUAUUGUGAGGGUUUAAUUAUUAAACUAUAUCAGUGAAAUUCUGUCUGAUCGUCAGACUUUUUAAACUUUCUUUUUUCUAAUGGCUUCAAUAGUCUUUUGACUCUACUUCUAAAAUCACAGCAGGGCUCUUUUCAUUUACUCGGCUCAGCAAACUCUGAGCAGUAGACGCUGUUCUGCAUCCUCGGGUAACUCUUAGCUUGAAAUGUGUCACUGCAGCUCUGCCCAGCCUGUAUUAAACAUCUACUCUGAAGAGUAAUGUUUUACUUUUCAAACUGACUGACUAUCAAAAAUCAAGCUUUAACAAACAUUGUAUUUCUAAAGAAACUCUUUAUUUUUCAUUAUAUUAUUGACAGUAGGUUGAAGAAUGGUAUAAAAACACAACUAUCACUGAUCUUUGUGUGAUUACUUUUCAAACUCUGCAUCCCGUAGAUGAGAUGGAAACCAAAACUAUUUGUGCAUUGAAGUGUUGUGAUUUGAUCUGUACGUUUGCAUAAACGUCUCCUGUUCUUUCCCGAUUUCAGGAAGGGAGAUUACCACAGGUACCUGGCAGAGUUCGCCACAGGCAACGACAGGAAGGAGGCAGCAGAGAACAGUUUGGUUGCGUACAAAGCUGCUAGCGACAUCGCCAUGAUCGAACUCCCUCCAACGCACCCCAUCCGCCUUGGACUGGCCCUUAACUUUUCAGUUUUCUAUUAUGAAAUCCUCAACUCGCCAGACCGUGCAUGCAGGUAGGUGUGAUCCUCUUCUGCUGAGGGACAGCACAGAUAAAAUACUGCGAGCCGUCACCCGGUGCCAAACAGGUGACAGAAAAGGGUUGCACAGUUACAGGCGAGCUCAGGCAAGAAUUUAGAAAAGGGAGCAAUAGAGACAUUUUGUCUCAGGAGCAACUGAGGACCAGACUAGAACCAACAGACUGACUCCUCUUUGGAUUUAUCCGAGAUCCUUAAUAAAGCUACAUAUAUGUAUGAGCUGGUAGAGUGUUCAAAAGGUGGUUUAAGAUGAAUUUAAGGUUUAUUCUGCACACUAGAAUAAAUACUCCACAACAUGAAAGCUAAAAUGCUGAAAGUGAAGAGCAUUUAACAACAGCUGGACAAAAUCAGAAUCAACUUUCAUGGGUCUCAUGUUUGGUCAAAAUCCUUGUGUUUAAAAAAAAAAACAAAAAAAAAAAACGCUUGGACAUAAAAGUGAACUGUGUGUCGCAGCUGUUGUCUGACACUUCUGCAGGAUGUUGCCUUAAUGAUUUUGGCUCUAAAGAGCAGCAGAUAGCUCAUUUGAAUCCAGACAAAUAAGAUUUUACGCCCCCCGAUGAGGAGAAUCAAAAACAGGCAGAUGUUAAAAUUGUAAAAAUCCUGAAAACAGCCGGUGUUUUACAGCCGACCGUUUCUGACUGUGUGGUCUUGUGUCCUCUCUGCCGACAGUUUGGCGAAGCUGGCGUUCGACAAUGCCAUCGCAGAACUGGACACGCUGAGCGAGGAGAGCUAUAAGGACUCAACACUUAUCAUGCAGUUGCUACGUGACAACUUGACACUAUGGACCUCAGAUGUGCAGGGAGAUGGUGAGUUUUCGCUCAGACUGCAGCUGCACCUUUAAGUCAUCUUUCUUCCCGGUGACUGAUGAUCGCUUUAGGGGUGGAUCCGGAAGUCUCUGCAGUUUUCUCUGGUUGUAAAUUCCUGACCACAGGUUGCUUUAUCGGCCCACAAAACUUCGAUAUGUGAUGGUGGUCAGCAGUCAGCUUUCAGAUCUUUGCUCCCUCACUGAUUCUGCAGCUGAUUUCUUGCGUCAGACCUCUGAUCGCCAUUAGCUGCAGCUUCUAUUAAGCUCAUGACAAAAAUCAAAUCUAUAAUGUUCCUCUGACACCAAUUUUCUUCCCUCUGAAAUUGAAUCCGUGUCUACUUGAGCACAUCACCCGUUCACUGAGGAGGUUUUCUUAAAGGAAAACUUGCUGACAGUGCGAGCUUUUUUACAGCCCUUUUACCAGCUCAGCACUUUUGCCGUCGGCUCCUGUUGUGCGAUGAAUUGACCAGAAUAAGUCAUUUUUAAUCAGUCUUCAGCAUCACUGUUUGCAGUCGUAAUCUUUCCCCGUUUGGCUCUAACCCGCAUUUUCAGGCGUUGGAGCGAGGACAAAAAUGAACUUCACCUGACUAGAAAAUGUGUUUUGACAGCAUCCACCACUCAGAGGUGUGUGUUGAGCAUUUCUGACGCGAGUAUAAAAGUGUCAGUCUCAUUAAAAACCAAACAUGUCUGGAUAUCUGAGGAGGAAGGACUAAUGUUUUCUCUAACUGUCCUGUCACAGUGGUUUCCCUCUCUCAGCUCUCACUUCUUGCUCUAAUCAUCUCUCAUCUCUCCCUCCUCCUUCUUCUAUAGAGUCUUAAGGACCGCCCUCUUCCUUCACUCUUCCUCCAUUAUAGAAGUUUACUUUGUAAGUCAUUCCUCCUGUCUCACUGUCACUCCUGUCUCACCUCCCCGACGUCCCCCACUGACCUCCUCCGAGCCUUGUUGAAUGUUUUUGGUCUGGAGAUGUUUGCCGUUUGUCCGCUUCACUGAAGGAUAACAGAGCUGCAGUUCGGUUCCUCACAUUCUCUUCACUCUGCUUCUGCACAAGUCGAACGGGAGUGCUGUGUGUUUGUGUCUUUGGGGUUUUUGCAAGUCGGUCGAAGUCUCAGCCUUGAUUCCAAGAGGAAGUGUGUACACCGUGUACUCACAGAGCCGAUCCAUGUCUGAGUCUUCAGUACAUCCCAGGAGUGUCUCCCCGCUCUAGCCACACCAACAGGGCCUGCACCUAAAAAACACAUGUCAAACUGAGCAGCAGAGUUCAGUCCAGACGUGGAGUCAAUCACAGUAAAAGCACAAAAGGUCCUUUCAAAAUAAAACACCCUGUACAGACUCCUGGCUGCAUAUCGGAUCAUGAUAAGACAGGGGUGUCAAACUCGACCACAGCAAGGGCCACAAUCUGGGUUGAAGUCUAACCUGGGGGCCAAACAGAGUCAACAUUUCACCAAAACUGUCAACCUCCUUUUUAAAAAAUAUGUAACAAAAAUAGCAAUGACUAUAAAUCAUUUGGAAAUUUAAAAAAGAUAAGUUUAAAAGCAAUCUGAGAUAGAAAAUUUUGAAUUUUUUAUUCUAUUUUUAUUUAUUAGUUUAAAGGAUCAGAGUGUGAUAUUACAAAUAGAAAAAUAAUGCUUUUAAAGAGCAAAUUCAUAAAGAGAAUGUCGAAAUCAGGUUUAAAAGGUCAAAAUAUGACCUAACCUUUAAAAUUGGAAUCUAAAGUAUAAAAAUGACACAAGUCUAAAUACUGAGUUGAACAAAAUCAAAGCAUGAAAUAAAAAAAUCCAAUCAUGUUUGACUUGAAAUUGAAAACAUGAAAUAAAACACCAAAUAUUGUCUCCCCACAUUCUUGACUAUUUAUCAAAUCUUUCUUACUCUUUAAUUCCCCAGAUUUUCGUGUCUUAUAAAGGACAUUUUAAAUAAUGGUGCUAAAGUUUACAUUAUUAUACUGGAGGAAAUCUGCAGACUUCAUACUGGUGGGCCAAUAAUAAUACAAGUAUAAUAUGAUCUUGUGGGUCUAACAUAUUUAUCUACAUUUAAACCUGACAAAAACCUAAUUUUCUAAGCGUGCUGCGCACUCACUAACGGUAGAAGCAUAAAAAUCACAAAGAGUAACAUCCAGAGGAAGGUAAAUGGACCCUGGGCCGCUCUCUGGGUUUAAACUUCAAACGUGCCUCUCGGUAAGGCGGAGUACGUGGUGUUUGAUGGAGCAAAGCCGUGGCGCCGACAGACCACGAUGCACCCGCUCCCAGUGGAAAUCAGGGGUCCAACUCUUCUGACUGCUCAUGUUGCUUCAAAACUGCAGGUUCGGUUCAAGUCCUCUAAUAACACUCAGGUGCUUUCAUUGACAUCCAGGCUCAUAAUGAGGUUGAAGCCAAACUUUGAUCAAUCCUGUUUUGAAGAGAAAUGUCUCUCAGAUGUUUUUUUCAAGAAUUUAUAAUUGUAAUUUGUUUAUAUGGAAAUCAGUGAAAGUCUGAUCUUUUGGCGUGUAGUUUGUCUUUGCCCACCUGCUGCCGACACACGGCUGUGACAGACGACAUAAUUAUUUAUAAUGAUUUUCCUCUCGGUUAAAUAUUUACAGCCUUUGUCUGCACACGAAGUCAAACUCACAGACAUGUUUUCAUUUUCUUUUAAUGAGGUCGUCUCUCCGUGACGGAUAUUUUUUGUGAAUUUUUAACAGGCAGUGUGAUUUUACUUUUCCAUUUAAGACUCUCAAUAUCUCAACGUCUUCAGAUGAGACAACCAAGAGUAAUCUAUCAGUGCCACAUGAGAGUACACUUCAGCAGCACAACCGUCUACAGUGCUUCACACAUCUUAAAAUGUAAUAUAAAAGUCUUCAAAAAUGAUCUAAAACAGAAGCUUAAAUGAAAUAAGACUGCUAAAUAUGUAAAGAUGAAGGUGUUUUUAACGUAAAGAGAAAAAAAUCAUCAGUUCAUAAGGAGUCCAUGAAGUCCUUCGAUUAGAAAACAUCAUUAACCGUCUCUGAGUCACUGCAGUCGUGGAUAUAGACAGUCAGCUCCUGGGCACACGUCACAGCACACGUCAGCCCCACUGAACCCAGCAGGUCGUGUCUAGUUAAAGCCGAGUUUUGAACCUGUGAACGCAGCUUUUUGAAGUGUGAUUAUAACAGGCGAACAACAUGCGACGCCGCAGCGGCGUCUCCCGUGGCUCUCUCUCACCCAGCUAGCUGCGGCGCUAAUGAGCACUGUUACGCUUUCUAUUUUCAUCGUGAUGGAUUCUGCAGCCUUUUGUUAUUCCUGCCUGCUUAAUUCUUCAUUACACGGAUGGCUGUGCUGUCUCCAUGGCAACCCCUCUAAGCAACCAGCCGCACAGGUUCACGUGGCUUUUUUACCCUUUUUUACUCGAUCUGACCGGAGCUUGUUGUGAAUUAACUUAAGGUCACUGGACUGUUUGUUGACUCAGUCUUGGGGAAACGCUGCAGUUUACUUGAGACUGUUGUGAUUAUUUAUCGUGUGACUGACUGAUUAACACGCUGAAGAGCUCAUCCUGCCGCCUCCGUAAAAAAAGAGUGCUGUUCUUUUUUUGUUUGUUUCUUCUCUUUCUCUUCUUUCAGGUGAAUAAACCUGCAUGUUAAUAAAUCUUUCCCAGAAAUCAACAAAAGAUCUGCAGAGAGAGAGAGCAGCUUUGAAUAAAAUAAGAUCCAAACUUUUGGCAAAAUUUAAAAGUAUCACCCCUGGAUUUGUACCACCGGAGGACUCUCUGAUAAUGUGCAUAUGUCAAGGACGUGUGCUCUGGAUUUCAAGCCAAUCAACCAUGUUAAUAAUUCGUAGAGUAGACACCCCGGGUCAAAUCACUCUCCAUAUUUCGGGAUUUUGAAAACACUUUCCUCUGUUCAAAAAUGAAGCUUUUAAGGUCGAACUGAGUUGUAAUCCACCUGAAUUUUGAAUUCUCCGUCAAACAACGCCACAGCGGACACGCUCUCCUCCUCUUCUCUCAGGUGUUUUAUUUCUUUCUUCUUUUAUUUUCACUUUAUUUUGUAGAUAAACUAAGAUGCACUUUGUCCCGACACCUGGGUUUGGGUCAGCAUGUUUGAAGUGUCACAUGGUCACACCAGAAAACACACGUGCACGUUCUCGACUCCACUAAUCCAGGCUGAUACGCUGCGUCACGUCACUGCACAGAGAAUUAAUCGGCAACUAUUUUGAUCAUGAAGUUUCCAUUAAAUACUUAACAGGCUUUUUUUGCAGCCGUCAGAUGGAGAUGAAAAAAAAAAACAUUUACAGUGUGGAGAAAUGUUCUUCCCUCUGUUCUUUAAAUCAGCUGAUGAUCAAAAUAGUUUCAGAUUAAUUGUCUUUCUGGGGCCGAUGGUUUCGUCUGUUGAAUAUUUGCUCACUUCUCUCAGCUCUGUAAUCUAACAGCAAGAGAAUCCUCAAAAUUGGAGUUGGUACUCUGCAGGUCUACAGAGUCUGGUUCAUCUGCUCAGCUUCAUCUCCCUCUUCUCAAGUCUCAUUAUAUUUAAAGUCGUUUCUGUUUUUGUCUUUUUCUCAGGUGAAGAACAGAACAAAGAAGCACUGCAAGAUGCGGAGGAAGAGACCCAGUGA
Messenger RNA from Xyrichtys novacula (pearly razorfish), 17095 nucleotides. The record is from the annotation of a GenBank genome assembly. Lineage: Eukaryota; Metazoa; Chordata; Actinopteri; Labriformes; Labridae.